Leptonychotes weddellii (Weddell seal) is the source of this 1841-nucleotide messenger RNA. The record is from RefSeq and is a predicted model, not a curated record. NCBI's taxonomy places the organism in Eukaryota, Metazoa, Chordata, Mammalia, Carnivora, Phocidae.
UCCACGGCUAGGGCGCCCGGGCUCGCCUCGGGGCUCGGGGCCUCAGAGCCUGUGCGGGAGAGGGCACUCCGCAGCGGGGGCGGCGCGGGAUGGAGGAUGCGGGAGGCCCCGGUGGAGGCUGGGCCACACCCCGUCCGCUUCCCUAACACUGACCCUACUCCUAAGCGCUGCUCCGCCGUCCGGGAUCCCAGUCCCGGGCCCUGCCCUCCGCGGGCUGACCUCAGGCACGCGCCUCGACACAGUGACCGCCUCCUGGGCCCGAGCACAGGGGUCUGCACACGUGUAGCACAGCCAUGUUUUCGGAGCAGGCUGCCCAGAGGGCCCACACUCUCCUCUCCCCACCAUCAGCCAGCAAUGCCACCUUUGCCCGUGUGCCCGUGUCCACGUACACCAACUCCUCCCAGCCCUUCAGGCUCGGGGAGCGCAGCUUCAGCCGGCAGUACGCCCACAUUUAUGCUACCCGCCUCCUCCAAAUGAGGCCCUUCCUGGUGAGCCGGGCCGAGCAGCACUGGGGUGAUGGAGUCCAGGUAAAGAAGCUGUGUGAGCUGCAGCCUGGGGAGAAGUGCUGUGUGGUGGGGACCCUCUUCAAGGCCAUGCCGCUCCAGCCCUCCAUCCUCCGGGAGAUCAGCGAAGAGCACAACCUGCUCCCCCAGCCUCCUCGGAGCAAGUACAUCCACCCCGAUGACGAGCUGAUCUUGGAAGACGAAUUGCAGCGCAUCAAACUAGAAGGCAGCAUUGACGCAUCAAAGCUGGUCACAGGGACAGUGCUGGCCGUGCUCGGCUCUGCGAGAGACAGCGGGAAGUUCCUGGUGGAGGACCACUGCUUUGCAGAGCUGGCUCCUCAGAAGCCCGCACCCCCCCUUGACACAGACAGGUUUGUGCUGCUGGUGUCUGGUCUGGGCCUGGGUGGAGGCGGGGGCGAGAGCCUGCUGGGCACCCAGCUGCUGGUGGACGUGGUGACAGGGCAGCUGGGGGACGAGGGGGAGCAGUGCAGCGCUGCCCACGUGUCCCGGGUCAUCCUCGCUGGGAACCUCCUGAGCUACAACACCCAGAGCAGAGAUUCCAUCAACAAGGCCAAGUACUUAACCAAGAAAACCCAGGCAGCCAGCGUGGAGGCGGUCAAAAUGCUGGAUGAGAUCCUCCUGCAGCUGAGCGCGUCGGUACCCGUGGACGUGAUGCCAGGCGAAUUUGACCCAACCAACUACACGCUCCCCCAGCAACCCCUGCACCCCUGCAUGUUCCCACUGGCCACUGCCUACUCCACCCUCCAGCUGGUCACCAAUCCCUACCAAGCCACCAUCGAUGGAGUCAGAUUCCUGGGAACAUCAGGACAAAAUGUGAGUGACAUUUUCCGGUACAGUAGCAUGGAGGAUCACUUGGAGAUCCUGGAGUGGACCCUGCGCGUCCGUCACAUCAGCCCCACAGCCCCUGACACGCUAGGUUGCUACCCUUUCUAUAAGACCGACCCAUUCAUCUUCCCGGAGUGCCCUCACGUCUACUUUUGCGGGAACACCCCCAAGUUUGGCUCUAAAAUCUUCCUAGGCCCAGAGGACCAGAGGGUGCUGUUGGUGGCCGUCCCCGACUUCAGCACCACACAGACCGCCUGCCUUGUGAAUCUGCGUACCCUGGCCUGCCAGCCCAUCAGCUUCUCGGGCUUUGGGGCAGAGGACGAGGACCUGGGGGGCUUGGGUCUGGGCCCCUGAUUGACAGAAACCCCAGCUAUCCGUUCUGUGCAACACUGACCCUGCAGCAGCAUUUGCUUUAUAAUAAAAGCCUGAUGGGGGCGCCUGGUGGCUCAGUCCAUUGAGCAUCUGACUCUCGAUUUCGGCUCAGGUCCUGAU